Aspergillus sclerotioniger CBS 115572 is the source of this 2208-nucleotide messenger RNA. Its product is annotated as P-loop containing nucleoside triphosphate hydrolase protein. Lineage: Eukaryota; Fungi; Ascomycota; Eurotiomycetes; Eurotiales; Aspergillaceae. The transcript has a single exon. The record is from RefSeq and is a predicted model, not a curated record. Bases 1 to 2208 code for a protein of 735 amino acids. Gene Ontology annotation, molecular function: ATP binding; ATP hydrolysis activity.
AUGUUCAUCCGCCGGGCCGACCAGCUUACUAAAGAUCCCAAGUCAUUUGACAAGUUUCUUGCAUUCAUGGAGGACUAUACUGGAGAGAUUUUUUUAAUUCUGAUUGGACCGCCCAAAGACUUCUGUGACAUGGGAGCCUCUCGUCGCUUCACCAUGAAGAUGGAUCUCAAAGAUUACUCCAAUGAAGAGAUCUACCGCCUGUUGGUUCGCAUACUGAAGAAGCGCAGUCUUCAUGUCGAGGGGGGCUGGGAUGGUGAAAAUAUGAAAAUUCUUGCUCGUCGAAUUUGUCGCAGGCGGACGGAUACUUCAUUUACCAAUAUGUUGGCUCUACGAACUGUCUUAGAGCAGGUGAUGGGACGUCAGGCCUCGCGGCUAUGCCGGUCAUCGAGAGGCGUGACGGCGAAGUGUGAGAAGCCUCCCAACUACUACUUCCUGACGAAGUCCGACCUUCUCGGGCCAGCCCCACUAGACAUGCGAGAAAGGAGUGAGGGCUGGAAGCAACUGCAGAGUAUGAUUGGUCUCCAGGAGGUCAAAGAGAUGAUUGAUGACCUCGCACUUCGAGCAAAUACCAAUUAUCACCGUGAGAUCCAGGGUCUGCCCCCAAUCGAGACAUCUCUCAAUCGGGUAUUUCUGGGCCCUCCAGGUACCGGUAAGACUACAGUGGCCAGAAUCUACGGACAGCUUAUUGCAGAGCUUGGUCUUAUCUCCAGUGGCGACGUUGUAUUGAAGGAUCCCUCUGAUUUCAUCGGACAACACACCGGCGAAUCAGAAGCAAACACCAGAGAGAUACUCCGCGCCACUGAGGGAAAGGUUUUGGUUAUUGAUGACGCCCACAUGCUCUAUCAGGGAUCUGGACAUGGGACCAAUGAAUCGGAUUCGCAUCGAAUCGCCGUUGUGGACACGCUGGUCGCAAACAUCUCGAGUAAACCGGGCGAGGACCGUUGCAUCAUUCUAACCGGCUAUCCGGACCAGAUGAAAGAGUUUUUCGACAACAGUAACCCUGGCUUGCAACGGCGAUUUCUAUUAGAGGAAGCCUUUCGCUUCCAGGACUACUCAGUCGACCAGCUCGCUGAAAUACUCGAUUUGAAGAUGUCCCGCGAUGGGUUGACAGCCACCGAUGAAGCCAGAAAAGCAGCCAUAGAGGUCCUUUCCCGGGCUCUAGAUCGGCCUAACUUUGGGAAUGGGGGUGAUGUGGAGAAUCUGCUCGGUAAAGCAAAAGCGGCCUUUAAUAAGAGGCUAAAGGGUGUCUCCGACCGGCAGGGGAAAAUGAUCGAGCCUGUCGAUUUUGAUUCGGAAUAUGAUAGAGCCUUCAAGAUUAGCAAGGCUUGUGAAUCCCUUUUCUCGACAAUGAUUGGCAUGGACCCUAUAAUCACCCUCUUCAAGGACUAUCAGCAGAUGGCAGCCGGUAUGCGACUUCGCGAGAUUGAUCCGCGUCCAUACGUGCCAUUUGCAUAUGUCUUCAAGGGGCCCCCAGGAACAGGCAAAACUACGACCGCCCGCAUUCUGGGCCAGGUUUUCUACGACAUGGGAUUUCUGUCCACCUCCGAGGUUAUCGAAUGUACUGCCACGGAUAUGACUGGCGAGUAUGUUGGACAAACAGGACCCAAAGUCAUCAAAUUGCUUGAGCGAGCUUUGGGUAAGGUGCUGUUUAUAGACGAGGCCUAUCGGUUAGCAGGCACAUCCACUGGCCACAGUUCGACCUUUGCUGAAGAAGCAAUUGGCGAGUUGGUCGACUGCAUGACAAAACCCCGAUACGCUCGCAAACUCGUGAUUGUUCUUGCGGGCUACUCGGACGACAUGGACAGGCUAAUCCAGAUGAAUCCGGGCUUGCGAUCUCGUCUUCCAACAGAUAUCGUCUUUCCAUCAAUGGGCCCGGCGCAUUGUUUUGAGUUUCUUGAGGCACGGCUCAGGAAGCUCCAUAUAAACGUGGAUCGACAUGGCUCAGAUCCUAGUGGUGAGAAAUAUUCGACCAUGUUGAGCAUGUUUUCCCGGCUUCAAAAGACAGAGUCGUGGGCAAAUGCCCGUGAUAUUGAGACAUUGGCUCGGAACAUCAUCUUCCAAGUGUAUAAGAUGCAGAAAAGCCCUGGCGACUUGUCCAUUGGCCUCAGUAUCUCCAUGGAUACAGUGAUCACCUCUCUGGGAGAUCUGCUACAUCAGCGAGGACAAGAAGAUGAAAACGACACUCCUGAUAACACUGGUGACAAGUGA